Molecule: messenger RNA, 1116 nt
Organism: Penicillium olsonii
Lineage: Eukaryota; Fungi; Ascomycota; Eurotiomycetes; Eurotiales; Aspergillaceae
Source: the annotation of a GenBank genome assembly
AUGACGCCCACGCGUCGCGAUCUCCUCCACAAGGACCACUUCGCGUUCGUGUUUGGAGGUGUGAAGACCCAGAGCUACUCGGACCCAGCCGCCAAAGGCCCUGGCUCUCACACCAUCCGCACACUUGCCUGGAACCCGACCGGGCAACUGAUUGCCACAGGGUCGGCAGACAGAACAUUGCGAAUUUGGAACCCAGAUCGCCCGAAUUUCCGCUACUCCACCGACUUGCGCGGUCACACUGGUGCCAUUGAGAAGGUCCUGUUUAAUCCAGUCCGCGAUGCAGAGCUGGCGAGCUGCUCGGCCGAUGGUACAGUGCGCUUUUGGGAUGUGCGCUCCAAGACUUGCGUGAGCCGAUUGGAUGUUGGAGUGGACGCCUUUACUAUGUCUUGGUCCGCUGAUGGUAGCACAAUGAUUGUUGGAAAGAAGGAUGAUACCUUGAUCCCCAUUUCAGUCAAAUUCCCCUCUGCCCCAACCACCCACCCCGAUGGUGCCAGAGCUCUAAAUCUUCCAUCUUCCAGGCCUGGCGCAACUACAUACACCGCGCUCGAUCCUCAUCCUCAAUCCGUUCAGACAAAUGCCACUACUUUCUCCUGGUGUAUGCCCACACCCGAGCGCCCUGAGCAACAGGUGUUUGUCACAACGGGUGAAGGCAAGGUCAAGGUCAUGUCAUACCCUUCCUUUGACGUGAUGCACACCUUGAACGCACACACUUCGUCCUGUCUUUCUAUCGCACUCGCUCCAACAGGCCGGUACCUCGCGGUGGGAGGGAGUGAUGCUCUCAUCUCUCUUUGGGACACGACAGACUGGAUCUGUCGCCGCACACUCUCCAGCGAGAACGGUGGCGCAAUUCGAGGCGUGAGUUGGAGUUUCGACGGCCGCUUCGUCGUGGGUGCAUGUGACGAACCUGGCUGCGGUGGUAACGGUCUGGAGAUCUUCCACGCAGAGUCAGGCGACAGCAUCCACACAAUCCCAACUGCCGGGCACAAUGCUGGUGUUUCGGCGGUUGCUUGGCAUCCAUCCAGAUAUUGGUUAGCCUACUCAACUACCACCGAUGGACCAGGUAGCUCCAAUUCGGGUGGUUUAAAGAUUGUUGGUGCUGCUGGCGGCGGUCUUUGA